AUGGUGGGAUUGAACUGGCAUCUCGACUUGACCGCUGGUCAGCACAGUAUCGAGGGAGUAGGAAAGGGCAAGGGGAAGACAGGACAGGUCAGGACCGGGAGGACAGGGGAUAUACCACAGAUCAGGACAGGGAGGACAGGACAGAUCAGGACAGGGAGGACAGGACAGAUCAGGACAGGGAGGACAGGAAGGACAGGACAGGGAGGACAGGACAGAUCAGGACAGGAAGGACAGAACAGAUCAGGACAGGACAGAUCAGGACAGGGAGGACAGGACAGAUCAGGACAGGGAGAACAGGACAGAUCAGGACAGGGAGGACAGGACAGAUCAGUACAGGACAGAUCAGGACAGGGACAACAGGACAGAUCAGGACACGACAGAUCAGGACAGGGAGGACAGGACUUAUCAGGAGAGGGAGAACAGGACAGGGAGGACAGGACAGAUCAGGACAGGGAGGACAGGACAGAUCAGGACAGGGAGGACAGGACUGAUCAGGACAGGGAGGACAGGACUGAUCAGGACAGGACAGAUCAGGACAGGGAGGACAGGACUGAUCAGGACAGGGAGGACAGGACUGAUCAGGACAGGACAGAUCAGGACAGGGAGGACAGGACUGAUCAGGACAGGGAGGACAGGACUGAUCAGGACAGGACAGAUCAGGAUAGGGAGGACAGGACAGAUCAGGACAGGGAGGACAGGACAGAUCAGGACAGGGAGAACAGAACAGAUCAGGACAGGAAGGACUGGACAGAUCAGGACAGGGAGGACAGGAUAGCGAGGACAGGGGAUAUAGGACAGAUCAGGACAUUGAGGUCAGGACAGAUCAGGACAGGGACGACAGGACAGGGAGGACUGGACAGAUCAGGACAGGGAGGACAGGACAGAUCAGGACAGGGAGGACAGAACAAAUCAGGACAGGGAGAACAGGACAGAUCAGGACAGGGAGGACAGAACAGAUCAGGACAGGGACGACAGGACAGGGAGGACAGAACAGAUCAGGACAGGGAGGACAGGACUGAUCAGGACAGGGAGAACAGGACAGAUCAGGAUGGGGAGAACAGGCCAGAUCAGGACAGGCAAGACAAGGAGGACAGGACAGAUCAGGACAGGCAGGACAGGACAGAUCAGGACAGGGAGAACAGGACAGAUCAGGACAGGGAGAACAGGACAGAUCAGGACAGGGAGGACAGGACUGAUCAGGACAGGGAGAACAGGACAGAUCAGGACAGGGAGGACAGGACAGAUCAGGAUAGGGAGAACAGGACAGAUCAGGACAGGGAGGACAGAACAGAUCAGGACAGGGACAACAGGACAGAUCAGGAUAGGGAGAACAGGCCAGAUCAGGAUAGGGAGAACAGGCCAGAUCAGGACAGGCAAGACAAGGAGGACAGGACAGAUCAGGACAGGCAGGACAGGACAGAUCAGGACAGAUCAGGACAGGGAGAACAGGACAGAUCAGGACAGGGAGAACAGGACAGAUCAGGACAGGACAGAUCAGGACAGGCAGGACAGGACAGAUCAGGACAGGCAGGACAGGACGGCGAGGACAGGGGAUAUAGGGCAGAUCAGAACAGGACAGAUCAGGACAGGGAGGACAGGACAGAUCAGGACAGAGAGGACAGGGCAAAUCAGGAUAGGGAGGACAGGACAGAUCAGGACAGGGAGGAUAGGACAGAUCAGGACAGGGAGGACAGGGCAGAUCACGACAGGGAGAACAGGACAGAUCAGGACAGGACAGAUCAGGACAGGCAGGACAGGACAGAUCAGGACAGGCAGGACAGGACAGCGAGGACAGGGGAUAUAGGGCAGAUCAGAACAGGGCAGAUCAGGAUAUGUAGGACAGGACAGAUCACGAGAGAGAGGACAGGACAGGGAGGACAGGACAGAUCAGGACAGGGAGGACAGGGCAGAUCAGGACAGAGGAUACAGGACAGAUCAGGACAGGGGAUACAGACAGAUUAG
Molecule: messenger RNA, 1962 nt
Organism: Liolophura sinensis
Lineage: Eukaryota; Metazoa; Mollusca; Polyplacophora; Chitonida; Chitonidae
Product: S-antigen protein-like
Exons: 3
Coding region: 1-1962 (653 amino acids)
Source: RefSeq, a predicted model, not a curated record